CUGUUAGCAAGGUAAGGGAAAUCAUUUUAUUCUUUGGGUUUGUGCUCCUUCCAGCUUCCUGUGCCAACUCCCUCAUUUAACAAAGGUUUCCAGCCCUCUGAGCAGAAGGGAAGCCAGAGAUCUCCUCCCCAGUCCUGCUGCUCUGCAGGGCUCACAUCCCCUCAGCAGACCCAGGCUCCCCAUCCACAGGAGGCAUCCACCAAACAGGCACAAAUCCACCUGGCUGGGCUGCAAAACUUCAUCCACACACAGCAGAAUGUUUAAAAAAGUCACCAAAUACAUUGUAAGUCAAAUGGAUCCAAAAGAAGAAUUGGUCCCAGUUGACAGCAUCGUAGACCAUGAGCACUUCAGACCCCUCUGUCUUCUGACGAAAAAAAGAAAACGAAAAACCAUAUUCCACUCACGUCCCUUCUACGAGUGCACAAGGUUUAGUCUCAACAGUGUGCUGCUGCCUGGAGAAGAUGGGGAUAGCACAGAGUCCCUCCUUCCCUCGGGAGAUGGUCCAGAUUACAACAGAUUCACUCUCAUAACUAUCAGUGCUGACAAAGUCAAGAGCGAUAUCAGCGUUAGUGCUGAAGCUGCAAGUGUGGAGGUGAACAGACGUGGCUCCUUGUCGCAGGCAUUUUCCAUCAAGCUGCAGAAGAAGGCCAUAUCAAUGGACUUACUGGAGGCAGUGAGAAAGAAAAGAAAAAUCAACAUGGAUCACUCCUUCAUCCAAGACCUCAAGAGGAAUGAUAUCGAUUUGUUCUUGGUUUAUGAAACCCUGGAAGCCUCGGAGGAGACCAUCUACAGGGAGUCCAGCAAGGCACAGGGAGGCUUCCUAGCCACGAUUUACGCCAAGUUCUCUGCACAGGGCAGGAGAGAGAACACACAAAGCAUAGCCAUGCCCAAGGGCUGCACCCUGGCCUUCAGGGCCAUCCAGAUGAAAAUUAGCAAAGGAGAAUGGGCACUGUCUCAUUUUAAAGAAGAAGGUUCUGGCUCAGCUUCAGUUUUACUGGCUGGUUUCUCAUUUUCUAGACCACCAGACAUAGUGGACACAGAAGUUAAACAAUACUAUGAGACUUUCUCCAAGUUGCCUUCUGACCAACGGGCCAUAUUCUUAAACACCAUCACAGCUGUGAUGAGAGACAGGAACCUCUUUCAAGAGCUCAGCCAGAAGAUGGAAGCAGUUCUUGAGAAAACUGAUGGUUUUAAGCUGAAAACUGAAAGCCCAGACUUAAAAAACCUGUUGAGCACCUUGGAGAAUUCUCCACGAAAUCGUCUGCUGCUGGCAGAGGGAAUAACCUACACCCUCGAUGCUUUGGCUGAGCUACUGGACAAUCAGCUGGCGCUGCUGCUGGAAUCCUUGGAAAGGAAGAUUGUGUCCCAACAGCUGCAGCUGGUUGAAAAGCUCGUGAAACACAAGCAGAUGAAGCAGAAUAAGCCUUUCCGUGUGAGUGCCAGCCUGCUCUCCUUCCCACGGCGGGAGGAUCAGACCUUAACCAUGGCCCUGGUGGAGCUGAGCAGGGUGAAGCUCCGGGAAGAUGGAUCAGCUGUGCCCAUAGAAUGGCCCUUCGAGCUCGUGGCCGCCCUGUACGUGGCCCUGUACGCCCUCAACCUCCUCAGUGGGCCCAAGUAGGCACCUGGUCCGGUCCAGGGAACCCCUCCCCAAGCUGUUGGGAAACCUCUGCCCACCAGCCACUUCUCUCCCCCAAUUUCAUCCUUGUUAAUGCUCAAGGCUGCUUUAGCUGCAAAAAGCAAAAUUAAGGCAGGAAAACUCAUUAUGGAUGCAAAAGGCUGGAUAUCAAAGUGGAUUUCUCUGGCUGUCCCCCAUUGAAAGCAGAGGGACAACCAGAAAAUCCACGAGCCCAAAUAAUCACAGGCCUGGCAGCUGUGCCUUGUGUGCUUCCCUAAAAAUGCUGCUGCUUCUGCAAUCAAUGAAUGGGAAAGGGAAGGGCAAGGGAUUGCCAAGGGAAAAGAGGCAAAAAAUGCAAUGGAAACAAAAGCCAAAGGAAAAGACCUGCAGGGGGACCACUUACCC
Molecule: messenger RNA, 2020 nt
Organism: Pseudopipra pipra
Lineage: Eukaryota; Metazoa; Chordata; Aves; Passeriformes; Pipridae
Product: gasdermin-A-like
Exons: 10
Coding region: 257-1618 (453 amino acids)
Biological process (GO): defense response to bacterium; pyroptotic inflammatory response
Molecular function (GO): phosphatidylserine binding; phosphatidylinositol-4-phosphate binding; phosphatidylinositol-4,5-bisphosphate binding
Source: RefSeq, a predicted model, not a curated record